UGCUAUUGACAUCUAAUGCCUUGCAUACAUUGUUCCAUUAAGUCAGCUCUUGGCAAAACACAUUUGAAUGGUUUGUUUUAUGCUGUAACUGUUAGAAUUACUUUAAACUUUUUUUUAUUUGAGGUGUGUAUAAAAGAUAUGGAUAUAGAACUUGAGUCAAGAAAUAAAAACUGUCAAGAUAAUAAUGAAAGUCCAACAUGCGGAAAAGACUUUAUAUAUGUUGAAGACAAUAGUAGUGAUCCUGUAGACAAAAAGUCAUUGUCGUCAUUGACUUCAAGCAAGAAGUCUUUAUGCAGCAAUGGUAGUAGUUUUGCUGAUGUCCAAAGUAUUGAUUAUGAACCUAAAAUGAGUAACGAACAUGGUGAGGAUGUUAGUAGACUGGUUGCUGAGGCACAAAUGGAAGAUUUCUUUCCAAAUUAUUAUGCCGAAGAAGAAGCCAUUGAAGAUUCUAAAGAGUUUCGUUCACAGUCAGAUCCUGAUACAAGCAAUACAUCCGAUGAAGAUGAUUUAGGUAUAAAGCGGUCUUCGUCAGAGGGUCAUGCAAAAGAUGCUUGUGUCCUUUUUCAUAAUAUAACUUAUUUGGGCUCCUCAACGGUAAAUGCACCGGUGAGUGAAAUUGAACUACGUAAAGCAAUGUCUAUUUUAAGAGAUCAUACACAAGUCAGUAUUGAUGUGUUAUUAUCAGUUGGACUUAACCCACAUGGUGACAUUCGUUUGAUAGACCCUGAGUCUAGGACAGACAUUGCAACAUAUAGCAUCAAUAAAAUAUGUUUUUGGGGAAAAGGUGAUAGCAAUAAUCGUGAAAAGGAUUGCUUUGCAUUUAAUAUAAGUCACGGAAAAGAAGAAACAAUAUAUCACUGCCAUGUAUUUAAAAGUGAAGAGGAAGAUGAUGUUUCAAAGAUUGUGCAAUCGCUAGCUCAAACAGUAAAGAAAGACAAAAAGAGAAAGCAGCUUGCAUAUCCACUGAAAAGAGGAUUAUCUUUGGAUCCAAACAACCUUACUUUUAAAUUCAAUAUUACCUUGGAUAUUUGGGAAGAAGAUGGCAAAGGCUCAUUUCAAACUGUGUCUAGGGAUAAAAAUCACUUCAAGUUAAGAAAAGAGCUUCAUCGUAAAGUUGUCCUCAUUAUUGAGCAAGUGAGCAAUCGUAAAUUAAAGAUAGAAAGGUGUUUUGGUUUGCUUCUUGCUCAAGGCAAGGAUGUUGCUGAUCAAGAUCUGCACCUGUUGCAAUAUGUUCAAACAGAUCAGCGUCCUAAUGGUCGUGUCAUUAUCUCUGGUCACUGGGACCCAAGUAUAGAACACUGGAAACUACUAAAUACAGAUACAGGAAAAGAUAACCGAAUUUCAUUGACAGUGGCAGCUGACAUUAUAUUUCAAGAUCUCAAAGAACCUGUACGUAUCUUUAAAGAAGCAAAAGUGAGAAUUUUUGGUUCAACAGAGAAAUUUUGGAAUCCUAGUAAACCAAAAAUACAAGAAGAAUAUAUAUUACAACUGAAAGAGAAUUUUACAGAACUUGGGGAGAAAUAUUUUGAAAAAGAAAGUCUACAAAGUGCAACUGACAUUGCAAAGUUGAAAGCUUUCCAGAAUGUUUCAAGGAACUCUUCGUCAUCGUUUUGGAGAUCUAAUCAGAACAAAGUACCAAAUGAAAGAACAAUCUCAGUUGAUACAGAAGCAGAAGAAAUCAUAGGUCCAGAUGAGGAGGAAGAAGAAGAUGAGGAACCAUUACUGUCUGGAAGUGGUAGUGUUGGUCAAGAGCAUAGUGAUGAAGAGCUAGCAAGUUGGAGUGAUGUUUUAGCCAAAUGGAAAGACCUUGACUCAAAACCAGCUAAAGUGCUACAGCUUGUUAGAAAAGGUAUUCCAGAUGUACUACGUUGUCAAAUAUGGCAGAUGAUGGCAGGCUUAACAGAGGAAUCAGAGUUGUUAAACAGUUAUGCAUAUUUAACUAAAAAGGAAUCUCCGCAAGAACAAGUGAUACUAUGGGAUGUAACUCGUACAUUUCCUGCACAUGAGUUUUUUCAAGAAGGUGGUGGGCAAGGACAGAAUGCAUUGUAUAAUAUCAGUAAAGCCUAUUCUGUGUAUGAUGAAGAAGUUGGUUAUUGUCAAGGGUUAUCAUUCUUAAUUGCUGUAUUUUUAUUACAUGUACCUGAAGAACAAGCCUACUGUUUGUUGGUGAAAAUUAUGUAUGAUUAUGGACAUCGUGAUAUGUUUAAAGACAGCUUUGACAGUUUGCAUCAAUCGUUUUACGUUCUUGAUCAUUUAAUGGAGAAUUCUAUGCAAGAUUUGUACCUGCACCUUCGUGCUGUCAAUGUGGAAGUUCAUAUGUUUGCUUCACAAUGGUUUUUAACGUUAUUCACUGCCAAGUUUCCUCUGUGUUUGGUGUACCAUAUCAUGGAUCUAAUCCUUUGUGAGGGUUGUGAUGUUGUGUUUCAAGUGGCACUUGCUCUAUUAAAAGAUUCCAAGAAAGAGUUGCUGGCACUGGAUUUUGAAGGCAUUCUAAAAUACUUUCGUAUUAACUUGCCAAAGAAAUAUAUGGUUGAAAGUAAUCGUAAAAACUUGAUGAGCAUAGCGUAUAGUUUUAAGAUCCCAAAGAAACGUUUGCAAAAAUACAAACAGGAAUAUUACGCCAUGAAAGAGGAGAUGGAAAUGAAAGAAGAUCCCAUUGUUCGAAUGCAGCGUGAAAACCAACGUUUGGUGGAGGAAAAUCUACGUUUAGAACGUGAAAACGAUAGUUUAGCAUAUGAGAUUGUCACAACGCAAGUAUCUAUGCAAGAAGUUAUUACUGAUAGAGAAGGAAAGUUAAACAUACUAACCAAAGAAGCGGAAAAGCACCGAAAACAUCUCAUGGAAGGAGAGGAAGAAAUUGGAAGACUAAAGAUUGAGGAAGCACGAGUAAAAGACAUGUGGAGAGGCAGUAUGAACACAGCAGACGAAGAAAAAGCCAAACAAGCCCGCAUCAUUGAUGAUUACAAAAAAAUUUUAACCAGGUUGGAAGCAAGAAAUGAGAAAUUUAAGAAGGAUAUGGAGGCAGAUUUGGAUAUACUAAAACGACAGAUUUAUAGCUGCGAAAGUUGCACAGCUGCCCUAGUGAAGGGUCUGUAUAAAAACGAUCAGACCAACGAUGAAGCUUCACCGCAAAAGAACUCACUCUCCUCCUUAUUGAUUAAAGAUGAUACCGAAGAACAAUUAAGAAACUUAGAAGCUGAACUUAUACAAACCAAAGUUGCUCUUGCGGAGGAGAAAAACAGAGGUGAUGAAAUCGAAAUGAGGUUACAUCAAUACGCGGCUGCUGCUGAGAAACCAUGGUACAAAAAAGUAGCGAUCAACAGUAAGCGCUGAUUUUAACAGUGGCUAAUUGGUAAUAUAAUUUCGUGUAUUGCUUACACGUUUACAAGUGUACUUCCAAAGCAUCAUGGGUUACUCCAAUGAUGUCAAAUCGGUCAGGAUAUUAGUUAAUUUUUUUCCUUUACAAAUAUCGAUAAAUUCUUCAAUUACUGAUCCCAAAUAAUUGUUGAAUUAAUAUUGUAUUAAGGAGAGAGACUAGUAGAAAUAUUUUUUGACCACAUAGAAAGCCGAUAAAUAUCAAUUCGCUUCAAGUAAGAUCUACGAAAUUCAGAAGAAAUUAUUAUUUUUCGUGUUCGUCAUGUUUUUUUUCGCAGAUUACAUUUUAUUGUUUAUUUUUCCGAAUUGUUUAUUUAUGUUAAAGGAGAAAUUUCUCUAGUGUAAAGAAAACAGAAAAGACAUAUCGUCUAAUAUAACCUACUUUGGACAUGAUAAUAAAUUCUCGUGGGACGGUAUGCUACGUAAUUUAUUUUGGUUUGAUCUGAAGUAAGCUGGUGCGUUGAUGCAAGAUAUUUCGAAUGUCUCUCCAUCGAAGCACUGUUUUUAUUCAAUCACACCCCAUACAUGUGUUGAAUUACAUUCCAACUAAAUUUAAAGAAACAUAUCAGCAUUUCCUUUCCUACAACGGAUGUCAUGUUCCAAAUAGGACAUUUUUUCUAUUGUAUAUAAUACUUCAAAAUACUACAAUUAUAUGUUUUAUUUUGUUUUAACAAAUGUUUAGAUGUUAACAUAUUUAAAAAUCGAAUUUUCGAUAAAAUCUAUUAACGUCACUCCGCAGAAAAGCAUAAGCAUGAACAUUUCUAAGUUAUUACGGCAAAACAUCAAGGUUGAAAUUAUGUAAGUACUUUCUGAGACUAAACGCCGGCUGUUGAGUCCCAGAUGAAAAAUCUCUUCUUCGCACUUCUCUUCCAACUCCUAAAGAAAGAGAGUUUAAAACCUAUAUACAGGAUUCUUUGAUUGCGGUUAUGUGCAAAAUAGAUAAACGGUGAAAUAUUCGAUUUUUUUAGUUUUCUAUUUGCUAUUGUAUUUUUUAUUUUGAUAAAGUUGUAUAAGUAAAUUAUAUAAAGAUAAUAUUCAAAACUUUA
Hydractinia symbiolongicarpus is the source of this 4421-nucleotide messenger RNA. Its product is annotated as rab GTPase-activating protein 1-like. The record is from RefSeq and is a predicted model, not a curated record. Lineage: Eukaryota; Metazoa; Cnidaria; Hydrozoa; Anthoathecata; Hydractiniidae. The transcript has 21 exons. Bases 16 to 3333 code for a protein of 1105 amino acids.